UUUAUAUUUAUAAUAAUAUAUAUAAAUGUCUUACAUUUUAAAACCUGAGAGGCAUAAGGAACAGUGACAUCAAAGAUAAAAUGGCAACAGGAUCUGUGAAAGCGGUGGCUCUUAUCACCGGAGCCUCCAAUGUUAGAGGCUCUCUUCAUUUCGUUCAAGAACCAAACGGGGCAACACAUGUGACAGGGAGGAUUGCUGGCUUAUCUCCGGGCCUUCACGGCUUUCAUAUUCAUGCUCUUGGUGACACCACCAACGGCUGCAAUUCCACUGGACCUCAUUUCAAUCCACUAAAGAAGGACCAUGGAGCUCCAAGUGACAACGAACGUCAUGCUGGAGAUUUGGGGAACAUCAUUGCAGGUUCUGAUGGUGUUGCAGAGGUUUCAAUCAAAGACUUGCAGAUACCACUGAGUGGGAUGCAUUCAAUAUUGGGGAGGGCUGUUGUCGUGCAUGCUGAUCCUGAUGAUCUUGGAAAAGGUGGACAUGAACUUAGCAAGACAACUGGGAAUGCAGGUGCAAGGGUUGGAUGUGGCAUCAUUGGGCUCAAAUCAUCUGUUUAGAGUUGAUACUUGGUUUGAGGGGUUACUUCAUCAAGAUGCCCUUCUGGUAAAAACUGAAGCAGUGAGAAGAGGAAGAACGUCCUUCUAAGUUUUGCAGGGUCUCGUCCAACACACCUAUGCGAAGUUGUAAUCUCCCAAUAACAAAAUCUAUGUGAACUCGGAAUAUUCAGAUUGUCAAUCUAUCGCCAUGGCUUGAAAAGUUUUACUUUUUCUUUUGCAUGUGGUAUAUGGUGUCAUGGUCUCUGAUGGGUA
This is a messenger RNA of Populus euphratica (Euphrates poplar), 809 nucleotides long. Its product is annotated as superoxide dismutase [Cu-Zn] 2-like. Gene Ontology annotation, biological process: superoxide metabolic process. NCBI's taxonomy places the organism in Eukaryota, Viridiplantae, Streptophyta, Magnoliopsida, Malpighiales, Salicaceae. Gene Ontology annotation, molecular function: copper ion binding. The transcript is spliced from 7 exons. The coding region runs from base 81 to 557 and encodes 158 amino acids. The record is from RefSeq and is a predicted model, not a curated record.